Nipponia nippon (crested ibis) is the source of this 1727-nucleotide messenger RNA. It is a transcript of the gene CYP7A1, whose product is annotated as cytochrome P450 family 7 subfamily A member 1. The record is from RefSeq and is a predicted model, not a curated record. Gene Ontology annotation, cellular component: intracellular membrane-bounded organelle. Gene Ontology annotation, molecular function: cholesterol 7-alpha-monooxygenase activity; iron ion binding; heme binding. NCBI's taxonomy places the organism in Eukaryota, Metazoa, Chordata, Aves, Pelecaniformes, Threskiornithidae. Gene Ontology annotation, biological process: cholesterol homeostasis; cholesterol catabolic process; bile acid biosynthetic process.
AUGUUCACAGCACCAUGGGUCUGGGGAACAGUGAUAAUGCUCUGUUGUGGGCUUUGGUUUCUUCUAGGGAGGAGGAGGAGGCGACGAGGUGAGCCACCACUUGAAAACGGGUUCCUCCCAUACCUGGGCUGCGCCUUGCAGUUCGGUGCCAACCCCCUUGAAUUCAUCAGAGAAAAGCAGAAGAAGCAUGGCCACAUUUUCACUUGCCGAGUAGCAGGGAAAUACAUUCAUUUCCUCACUGACCCUUUUUCAUACCAUGCAUUGAUACGCCAGGGAAAACACUUGGACUGGAAAAAGUUCCAUUUUGCUACGUCUGCCAAGGCUUUUGGGCAUGGUAGCAUUGACCCAGCGGAGGGAAACACCACUGAAAAUUUUCAUCAGACUUUCAUUAGAACCCUUCAAGGUAAUGCCCUAGAUGCCCUCAUUGAAGCAAUGAUGGAAAACCUACAAUACGUCAUGCUGCAGUCAAGAACAUCCAAACUUCGGUCCAAUGCCUGGGUGACAGAAGGACUUUAUACGUUCUGUUGCCAGGUGAUGUUCGAGUCUGGCUUUUUAACACUUUUUGGUAAAGAAUUUAAUUCAAAUCACGACAAAAAUCUAUCAUCAAAGCAGGAAACUGAAAGAGCUCAUAUCCUCAAUGCCCUCGAAAACUUCAAGGAGUUUGACAGGAUCUUUCCAGCCCUCGUGGCAGGGCUGCCUAUCCACCUCUUCAAGAGUGCCCACAGCGCACGUGAGAAGCUGGGAGAGGCACUCCUCCACAAGAACCUCCUGAAGAGGGACAACCUCUCUGAGCUUGUCACCCUCCGCAUGUUCCUGAAUGACACUCUGUCAACCUUCGAUGACAUGGAAAAAGCAAAGACCCACGUGGCAGUGCUCUGGGCCUCGCAAGCCAACACCAUUCCUGCCACGUUUUGGAGCUUGUUCUAUCUUCUUAAGAGUCCAGAAGCAAUGAGAGCUGCUAUCAAAGAAGUGCAAAGUACUUUGGAAAGUGCUGGAGAGAAGAUCAGCUUAGAUGGCAAACAUAUUUCCUUGAACCGAAAACAGCUGGAUAAUAUGCCAAUACUAGACAGCGUCAUCAAGGAGGCAAUGAGGCUAUCGAGUGCAUCCAUGACUUUCCGAGUUGCCAAGGAGGAUUUCACUUUGCAGUUAGAGAAUGAUUUUUACAACAUUCGCAGGGAUGAUAUUGUAGCUCUUUAUCCUCAACUGCUGCAUUUUGAUCCAGAAAUCUAUGCUGAUCCCUUGACAUUCAAAUAUGAUCGCUUUCUCAGUGAGAAUGGAGAAGAAAAGACUGACUUCUACCGCAACGGUCGCAAGUUGAAGUAUUACUACAUGCCAUUUGGGACAGGCAUAGCAAAAUGCCCUGGCAGGUUAUUUGCUGUCCAUGAAAUUAAACAGUUUUUGGCUUUGAUAUUUUCAUAUUUUGAGAUAGAGCUUGUGGACUGUAAUGUGCAAUGUCCUUCUUUAGAUCAAUCCCGUGCAGGACUGGGCAUUUUGCAACCAGCCAAUGACAUUGAUUUCAGGUAUAGACUGAAAUGUCUAUGAAUAUAUAUUUUACAUUAUACAUAUAAACUAUGUACUAUAUAACUACACUAUAUAACAUAUUCUUUAUAUAUAUUUUAUGUAUGUAUGCAAAUGAACCGUUGCAAGUCUUGGGGGAAAAUCUAUAUGAAGAUGCUAAUUCAUCAGUCUAAUGGAAAAUGCAUAAUGGAUACCAUUAUGGUACCAGC